Molecule: messenger RNA, 7899 nt
Organism: Zootoca vivipara (common lizard)
Lineage: Eukaryota; Metazoa; Chordata; Lepidosauria; Squamata; Lacertidae
Source: RefSeq, a predicted model, not a curated record
UAUUUUUAAAAUGUCACGGCACGGAGGUGUAGGAUGAUGCAGGAAGAUUAGUUUCGCCUCGCAAACCUUCGCCUGUUAGGUAACAAAUCCGCUUGGGAGGCCUGUCGGGAAGGGGAUCCUGGUGCGCGCUCAAGGUUCCUGGUCUUUAUCUCUUCUUGGGGGGUGGGGCAAAUGGCAGGUGUAAAGCUGAUGUGUUUGUGCCCAGGAGGAAGUACUUGUGCUUAGCGGAGAAAUACAAACCUGCUCAUGGAAAAACGCCUUUUUGGUUUUCUUCUCUUCCUCACUUUAUUUAGACUUUUAAAAACACAAAAUCUUUAGGUUCCUUGGUGCUCACACCCUUGACUUCCAAAAGUGAAGUUGCUGCUGCUUUGUUUUUGCUCAGGGGUUGUAUUCUGGCCAUGCACUCUUCUUUCUGCCCUGCUUCCCCAGAAUCCAUGACUCCCAGCCGUUUGGAUGAGUUACUGUAUGGAUGAAAGGUUUGGGGCUGUGUUCACGCAAAGGUAGUUUUCUUCGUUGUGAAAUGGAACUUGUAGUUCAGUACUGUCUGGGAUUUAAAACUUGAAUAGUUAUGUCGUCUUAUGAAGGAAUUUAAUACUGGAGCAGUUCUUAAAGAUUGUUAGGAUGGAAGUGACUUUUCUAAAGUCAGUAGGUGAAGCUGAUGGUCAAGCUAGGAAAUAGUCAUCCAUAGGAAACAGACAUGGAAUGGUUUCUGCAGGUACAUUCAAAAUACAGUGAGAUGCACAGAUGUGAUUGCUGCUUAGUUGAAUAAUAUACUCAGGUCUCUUCUUGCACUUUUUAUACCACAGCAUUCAUCUUGCAGAGUAUACUACUCUCUGUGUGUAUUAUACCAACUCUUUCUGGAAAUGUGGUUUUUUCUGGUUUUAUAGAUGACUAGAAUAAAUAAAAACUAGGCAGCUAGUGUAAAAAGGAAGUAAUGGCAUAUAUAUAGUCUGCCUUCUGCCAUUAAGAUACUGUUUUAUUGAAGGAGAUUGUUGGGGGUUUUAUAGCAUGCAUAUAUUAUGGGAUCAUAAUGAUUCAUAAUAUGAUAUAGUUCUGAGAUUACUGGUAAAAGAACAGGAAUAUUUUUAGUUUGCUCAAUUGUGAUUCCAGGUCCACAAAUUGUGAUUUGGCUUGGUAGCUAGUGAGACUUUAUUUCUUUCUACGCCAAGAGGUGCUCUCCUUUUACACCCACUGACAAGGAAGGGGAGUUUCACAGAGAAGUGAUGGGAAGAGGUACCGUGUUUCUCCGAAAAUAAGACACCGUCUUAUAUUUAUUUUUCCUCAAAAAAAGCACACUAUGGCUUAUUUUCAGGGGAUGUCUUAUAUUUUUCCUCCUCCUCCUCCCGUGGCCGGCAUUGCUGCUGCGCCUAUCACUAUGUCUUAUUUUCGGGGUAUGGCUUAUAUUCCUUGAAUGCUUAAAAAUCCUGCUAUGGCUUAUUUUAUGACUGUGUCUUAAAAUAGGAGAAACAGGGUAUAUACCAAAUCCUCAUCCAACCCAUGAUAAGAUACUCAGGUGCUUCUUUAAGACAAUGAACAGAUGAGACUUGACUACUACAUUAAGAGUUUCAGCAUAACCUAAAUGAAAACUUGGAUGUGGCAGGCUGCAUGAACUGUUUGAUGGGUGGUACAACAUGGUCAAGUUCAUGUGUGCUCGCCCGCAAAAUCCUGUUUCUGUCUACCUACUCAUAUUACAUCCCACAAGUGGCAGACCUCGGGUGCCCUGUGCAACGCCAAAAUUCAGCACAUCCUUGCCUCUCGCCUUCCAUUCUAAGUCAUUGUUGUGGUUUCCCCUGUGGCACCCUCUCGGCUUGGCGCCCAGCACAGGUGAACCAAUCACAUUCUCUUCAAUCCGCCUCUGACCACACCAGUUAGAUGCAGGCUGGUGCUAACUGUGAAAGAAAUGUUUCUAUAAAAUUUUACUUGCAUAGUCAAACUUACUGGAAGUCUUCCCUGCACGUUUAAUUUUCUGUUUACCACUAGUGUAUUUGUGGGUUCUUGGCAGGUUAGAAAGGCAUCAUGUAAAACCACACUGUUAAACAUGCUAAUUUGCAGUGAACUUUGCUUAACUUCCUGAGUCCUAGGAAGCACAGCAAUUAAUGGUAACUACUUCCGCUUGUUUGAAAAUGCUCUCCAUUUUCUCUAUUGUGAUUGACACAAUGUCUUUCAUUAUGAAGUGAAAGAGUUUGUUUAAUAUUAGUGUUAAUUCAAGUUGAUAACGUCCCCUUUACACAUAAAGUAAAGGUCUUCAACCAAGACCUGAUUUUUAUUGUGUGUGUGUUUUUUUAGUUCAGUGUAUAGUUUCUGAAUUGACAGAAAAAGAGUGAGAAAGGGGCAGUGGGUUUAAAGAGGCCUAAAAUGGUAAGGCCAUAUGGUCAGAGUCUUCAACAGCAACAGCAAAGAGUAAGAGCUGAAUAUGGGGUGAAACAGUGUGGGCUUCCCCACAGCCUGCAUAUCUGAAAAGAAAGGGGACUAGUGUUGUUCCUUGAGACUCAAAUAAUAUUCAACAGUUAUAUAGUUUUUUCAAGUUUCUGAAGUGCUUCAAGUGCAUAGUGCAAUAUCUGCUAAUUAUAUUGUGCCAAUAUUAACUUUUUUGCAGGUGAGUUUAUAUACUUAAAAUGGCGUUUUAAAGUUGUUAAAGGUUUGAAAAGUUUUAAGUGCUGUCUUUUUGCUAUGUUAAUGUAGCAAGAUGUACAUCAGUGUAAUGUAAUCCAUGUGAUUCAGUUUCACUAUCUUACGUUCAGCGUGUUCUUGUGUGAGCUAGGUAAUGUGGCCAUGUGAUGGAAAUACUCUUAAUUAGAUACAGUAUAAAUAAAACAUUCUAAAUUGGUUUUGGGGGACGCAGGUGGCACUGUGGGUUAAACCACAGAGCCUAGAGCUUGCCAAUCAGAAGGUUGGCGGUUCGAAUCCCUGUGAUGGGGUGAGCUCCUGUUGCUCGGUCCCAGCUCCUGCCAACCUAGCAGUUCGAAAGCACGUCAAAGUGCAAGUAGAUAAAUAGGUACCGCUACAGUGGGAAGGUAAACAGCAUUUUCGUGUGCUGCUCUGGUUCGCCAGGAGCGGCUUUGUCAUGCUGACCACAUGACCUGGAAGCUGUACGCCGGCUCCCUCGGCCAAUAAUGCGAGAUGAGCACCGCAACCCCAGAGUCGGUCACGACUGGACCUAAUGGUCAGGGGUCCCUUUACCUUGACCUUAAAUUGGUUUUAGUAUUGAAAUGAUUCCUGUAGUGGACAGGUCCAUUGCUUUUAGUGGGUCUACUCUUGAGUAUAGCUAAGGGUUGGAAUCCUAACCUCACAUGUCUGAAUGUAAGCCCCAUUGAAUUCAGUGAAUUCAUAACUUACUUCAAAAAAGACAUGGCUAGGAUUGUAGCCUUAGUUGGAUAGUGCCUUUAGUAUUUAGACCUAGAGAUGCUCUAGGUCUCUAGAGUUUAGUUGUAAGUAGGCACUGAAGGCAUCAGCAGUCAGUCUUCCUGUUCCCCUCUAUAACUUUCCUACAGAGUUACUGUUUGUUCAGCAUUCAGUUUUGGCAGGGAAAUAGGAAAACUUUGGUUUAGGGGAGGUUUUUUAAUCAGGAAAAGUGGGAGCAUGCAAAUAUUAAACAAGAAAGUAUAGUACGCAGCAUAGUCUUCUGCAACUCCCAAAAUAUUAUUCUUGUUUAGGGAUCUAAUCGUUCUGGAACAGGAGCCUUAAUAGCACUAGUCAGGGCUUGAUUGAUGAGGAUUGUAAAUUGUGGCAUAAAGGAAUACUUCUUUCUUUCUUUUCCACCUUCCUAUAACAUUUUCCUGUUGUGCUGUGUAAUGCUAAAAGAUUUGAGUGGACUAUCAUCAACAAACAUGAUCAAUUUGCUGUGUAUCAGAGUGGUAGAGAUGAAGACUCUGCAUUUUUAAAGGAGAUGACCUAAUUCAUAUCUCCCAGGCUUAAACAUGAAUUGGAACAUAAUUUUGCAGUACAGUUUCUGGUUCAUAAUGUCCCAGCAUGUGUUUAAAAAUGCAUUUUAGGAUAGAAAGUUUAGGAAUAUGUACAUUGAGAUAAAAUUCAUACUUAAAUAUCAAUAUUUGUAUGGACUUCUUUUUUAAAUCAGAUUAAUGUGGAGAUAGGACUGACCAUACUUAAGAGUAAAUGAAUGUAAAAUUGACCCAGGUCACAUGGACUGAUCUAUCCAUCGCUAAAAAGCAGAGGGGGAGGUUUCUGGAGAGGGAAAGAAAAAGAGUAGUAGUUCUGCUCUUCCUCCACCUGAAGCCUCCCUGUAUAGUUUGGAGAAGAGCUUUAUUUUAACCUCAUGACAAUCUUCUCUUUGACUUUAAUCCUCCUAAUUAAUCCCAAUUAUAGAACGUUGAGAACUGUUACAAGAUCACCCAGAACCAUUUCCCUUUUUUUUCUAAUAACACUGAACAUUCUGUAUCUCAACUGCCUUCAGUAUUCUAUAGGUCCUGGAGAUUAAGGAUUAGGUUCCUCUGGGGGCUUCCUCCCUUACAACUAAAUGCAUUUCUGCAAACCUAAACAAUCCCUUGCUAUGAAGAAAGUACUGUCCAUUUUUUAGAUUUCCCCAUUUCAGUUCCAAACAGAUACUGUAGUCAUGAAGCUAUGCAGGUUUGAUUGUCGUGUGACCGCUGAUGUGUAUGCAGGUUUUGGCACCGGAAAGGGAGCAGGGGCAGGGUUAGGGUUAAAUGUGCAUAAAUUGUAAAUUACCUGUAUCUAAAAUAUUGUGGUGGUUAUCUAAUACUGAAAAAGGUUAUCAGGUGCUGGUAUACAGCAUUUUGACCUUGAGUUUCUUGUGUUAGUCUCAGCAUUUUGAUCUGUAGGUAGAACUAAUAGUAAUUUGUUUUUAGAUUGCUUGGGAACAUUUGUAUUUUUUAGUUAGUACGGUAGUUCUAGUUUAGCUGAGGGAGCCCUUAACUAUUCUCUUGUUGUUCUGUCCCUUGUGUUAUGAAAAAGAGUAGAAGUAAUUUACAUUUCAUGAUAUUUGCUAGUUAACGAAAAGUCUACUGAAUUUGGAUACAUAUAGUUGGAAAGGUUUGUAAAUAUCUUGAAGGAACUUCCUUAAAGCACAUAAUUACUUAGUUAGUUAGAAGAACUCAAUGCAUGCUCAACUUAUUUCACUUUCAGGUAUGUCAGAAAACAGCAAGAAUCCAGAAACUGUUGAUGAACUUCACCAGGCUCCAGAAGAACUCCAGUCUGACUCUGAGGUGCUGUCUGUUUUAUCCUUACAACAAUCCUGUGAAUUAGAUUAGGCUGAGAGACUAUGACUGGCCCAAGGUCAUGUAGAGAGCUUCAAAGCCAACUGGGGAUUUGAAACCAACUGCAGUGGGAUUGUUCAAUGGCUGAAGAAUCUCCAAAAAAUUCAGCAGCAGAGAUUUCUGUGACAAGUAAUGGAGAACUUGAAGAUACACAUGAGCACAACUAUAACAGGGACUUGAAGCACUCAAUACCAGCUGGACUUGGUCUGUCUGAAACCCAAAUUACAUCGCAUGGCUUCGACAGUACCAAAGAGGGAAUCAUUGAAGCUGGACCAUUUCAAGGUCCCUCAUCAUUACCCAUGUCACCUGUUGUAUCUCCUAGCAGUGCAGCUGCUAGCAGACUGGCUGAACAAGGGAGUGAUUUAAUUAUGCCCAAAGGCAAUCUAAGAAUGCAGCAGAAAAGUGGACCAGUGGUGCUAGCAGAAGAGGCGAAGAACCCAGCCAUGGAAAAGCUGGAGCUUGUAAGAAGAUGGAGCCUAAACACUUACAAGUGUACUCGCCAGAUUAUCUCUGAGAAACUGGGUCGAGGCUCACGAACAGUAGAUCUGGAAUUGGAAGCUCAAAUAGAAAUACUGAGGGAUAACAAAAAGAAGUACGAGAAUGUCCUGAAGUUGGCACAAACAUUGUCCACACAACUUUUCCAGAUGGUGAAUACCCAAAAACAGCUGGGAGAUACAUUUGCAGACCUGAGUUUGAAAUCAUUAGAACUCCAUGAGGAAUUUGGAUACAAUGCAGAUACUCAGAAACUUCUUGCUAAAAACGGUGAAACUCUACUUGGGGCAAUUAACUUCUUUAUUGCUAGUGUGAACACUUUGGUGAACAAAACUAUUGAGGACACGUUAAUAACCGUGAAGCAAUAUGAAAGUGCCAGGAUUGAAUAUGAUGCUUAUCGCACAGAUCUAGAGGAGCUGAAUCUUGGCCCACGAGAUGCAAACACAUUGCCAAAAAUUGAGCAGUCACAACAACUAUUUCAAAUACAUAAGGAGAAAUAUGACAAAAUGCGCAAUGAUGUAUCAGUUAAAUUGAAGUUUUUGGAGGAAAACAAGGUGAAAGUAUUGCACAAUCAGCUUGUUCUGUUCCACAAUGCCAUUGCAGCAUACUUUGCGGGGAAUCAAAAACAGCUUGAACAGACUCUUAAACUAUUCCAUAUCAAAUUGAAAACGCCUGGAGUAGAUUCUCCAUCCUGGCUUGAAGAUCAGCAAUAGGACCACAGCAUGAAGAUCCCUUGAUCAACCAAGAAUAUUGUACAUCUAAAGAGAAUCAAUGAAUUUGUAUAAGGAGGACUGUUUGUAAUGAUACUUGCACAAGCAGCUUUAUUUUCCCCCUUGAUAAUGAAAACUAUAAUAGUUUGGGAGGGUGGAUGGAUGUAACCAAAUGUAACUUGCCAUUUCAGAAACAGAUCUUUUUUGUAUUUGAGGGUGGAUGGUUUUCUGUAGUAGGGAAAUAUAGAUUUGCACUGACAAAGAUGUUCGUGAUCUCCGGUAAUUGUGGUGGCUAGAUGAGAAUUUUUUCAAAGGGAGAUGCUCAUAGUUUGUAUCAACAUCUGAUAUUUUAUAUAAAUGUAUUAAACCUAUCUAAAGAUUCUUUUUUCAUGUAAAUGUGUUAAAAGAAUAAAUAUUUUACAGAGUAAUAAUAUAAGGAAGGCCUUCAAGCAACAUCCACAAAAUAUCAGUGGCUGGCUGAUACGUGGAAUUGCAGCAAAUAGCUUUUUUAAAAAAAAUGUUGGAUCAUUCAAUUUUGUGGUUCAGGAACACUAAAUAUAGAAUUGCCAUCUUGGUCUGAAGCUUUGAAAACACAUUUUAGCAUUGUAAAGAUGACCUGCUGGAGAAGCAGACCUUAGCCCUACUUCUUUAAUAUUUAAAUGUCUAUUAAAAAUACCUUUACUUGCCUUAAAUUCAGAAGUGCCUUUUGCGACACACUUUGUACCCAGUGUACAUAAUCUGUAAGAAGCCCUCUUUGGAUUGAUGACUUUUUAAAGAGACAGUCUGAGGCCAGUCUGGGUUGUGUGUGCUUCUGUUGAAUGGCAGACCAUGUCACAUGACUAAAAUGACUGUUUCUUUUCUCAAUAGUGUAACCUUUAUUAAACAUACAUUUCUGUUCUCUUAUAGCCUUUUAAAAUUCACUGUUAUGGAGCAUCCUCAGUUGCACAUUAUCCACUGCUUUUUGUGUUUAUAUAAAUGAAGUACUUAAAAUAACUCAACACAGUUUAUAUGGAUUGUAUAAUUAUGUAUUAUAUGUUGAAAUGAUUCAGUUGCUACUUAAAAUGGUUAAGUUUAAGUCUUAAUGUAAUGUGUGUAUCAAGUACAUUUUAAAUCAUUCCUUAAUACAUUCUUGUCUGUUCAAUGACUUUUUGCAGUUGGAUUUUUUUCUCUGGCAAUAACUUCACCAAGUUACCAUUCCUCAGAAUGUGCCUCCAUUGUUAACUUUGUUUUCAUACUAAAGGUGUUUGCUGCAGUCUGUUUCCUUUAUUUCAUGGGCUUUGUGGAUUAACAUUUGCACAAACCUUCUUUUUCUUCCUGCUAGCCAUGAGGAUGCUUUUAUUAGCCAUAGCCCUACAAACAAGAUAUGAUUAGCUGCCUUUCUGACUGGAACUUUUUUCCUCCAAUGGCUUUUUUCCUCCACUGCUAGGAAGGGAAGCAAAUAUUCUUGAGGAAGCAGGGCUGCAGCA